CAGAGGGCGCACAACAUUUAUUUGGCGUUACUUCCGGGGUUAAGUUGAGCGGAGUGUCCUGUGCAGUUCAUUUCUUUCACGCCUUUCCUGAGAUUUUUUGCCGCAACCAUGAGUGUCAAGUACUACUAUUCGAGUGUCACCGGUAAUAUUGAGAUGAAAAAGAAACAGCAACACAUUGAAAUGAUUCUGGACUCAAAGAAAGUUCAGUACGAAAAAAUUGAUGUUGCUGCCGAGGAAGAACAGAAGAAGAAGAUGAGAGAUUUGAUUGGCGAUCAGGCUGCAUUGCCUCCCCAGCUCUUCAACGGUGACACUUAUCUUGGCGACUUUGCUGCAUUUGAUGUUGCAGUCGAGGAAGGGUCUUUGGAGAAGUUCCUGAAGCUAUAAAUGUCUGCAGAUGGUCCACUUUUAAUAACAAAAAAAAUCUGAAACCUUUGCUCAGGUACAUUAUUUUUCUCCGGUAGUUUCACCAGCACAGAUCCUUCUUUCUUUUAUCGCCAAAUAUUGUUGUUUAGGCUCUUUUAAGCAUUGCUUUGUUGGAAAAAAUGAGAGAAGGACAAUCAGAGAAAAAAAAUACUGCAUUUUGAAUUGCGAUUACAUCAUGUAGUUAUAGGUUCAUUUAUAGAAACAUAGUUAUUCUAGGUAGAUCGAUUACCAUAUUUUGUAAGUUCCUACCCCUACUUGAUAUCACAUAACGCUACACUACUGUAUUUUUGAGAAAUAUACGACUCACUUAGAACUAAAACUCUAUUUUGUUAAGUUGCAAUACAUUCCACUCCAGUAACUUUCAAGUUUGUUGCAUAAAUUCGCGACUUGUUAAAUUGAAUAUGAAUUUUGGUGCUCAGCAAGAUGCAUGUAACAACCACAAGUAGUUAGUAGAAAUGGGUUACCACGAUCUUGGAUAAGAAAAAGGGAUCUUUAAUUAAAUAAAUCUGGUUAGAAAAUUAUUUAGAAAACCUUGGGGAAGGUUUCUUUUUCCUUAUUACUUACUAGAUGUUUCUUUAGCUGUACCACUGGUAAAACUAAAAACAUAAGUCCACUAUAAUUAAAAGGCAAAUUCGAAAAUCAUGGCAACUGAACACCGAAUUAACCGAACUACAACUUCAGAUUUUUCCAGUUAAAUACAUUCCACUUCGACGCCUGAUGCACAAAUUUGCUUUUUGGGGUUCUCAAUUUGUAAAUUAUCAUCGCAUUACAACUUUUAGUAAAUAGUUCCCUUGGCACACACUCUACAAGCCUGUCGGUGGAAAAUAGAAUAGCAUGAGAACUAGACAGACGUUUGAUACAAUUGUUAUUUUUUGGUAAUUUUGAUAAUUUUUUUGGCACUCGUUAACUCGCAAGCGAAUAAUGUGAAAGAGGAAUUAAAAUUCCGUCAUAUUUGUGAAAGUUUGGUUAAAUUACAUUGUUGAUUAUACUCUCACCACAUUACUACAAUUUUCUUCAAAUUAAGAGAGUACAUAGAAAUGAUAUUAGAUUAGUUCAAACUUAAUCUUCAGCGGUUUAAAGGUCUUAUAUAAAAGGUGUUUAUUUUUUAUUGUACUACUUUCUUUUAAAGAAAUAAUGUUUUGGUGACAAAUUUUAUUUUUUAUUUUUCAUGGGUUAACUAAUUGAUUUACUUGUUUUUAUUGAUGGAAUGGUUAAUCUUUUGAAUUGUAACGAUUACAUCUGAAUAAUGUAAUGAAUUAUAGGUUGACCUUUUUGCAUCGGAGGGCAGGUCUUUGUUCCUCUGUGAUACGCAUGAGUGGACGUAUUGUACUUCCUUGUCACUCAAUUUAAAUGACAAAGCCUGUCCUCCUUGAGGGCGCACUGUGCAAGGAGUCUGUACAUUAACCUGAACUCCCUCUAGAGGCGUUUUUACAAAGGACCUUCUAUGAAAAAAUGUCGGCUAACAUCCAACAUCCGGCAUUACCAGUAUGGCACUUUCUUUGAACAUGAACAAAACUGGAACAUGAAAUCUUAUGUAACCCCCCAAAAAAUCCGCAGAAAUCAAUCAAAAUCUGGUGUUGGAUCUUAACAAUUCAGCUAAAAUGCAACACCGGGCAUUAAUGGUAUGGAACAUUUUUGAAUUUGAAUCAAAUUUCAUGACUUCAAACUCCAUGGAGAGAAAAAGCACCAUGGCUCUCCAUCCUUAAUCCAUCAAAAUCAAUCAAAGUCACUUGUUGGAUUUUGGGCAGAUUCGGGAGGUAUUGGGUGAAUGCAACCUAGUUUAGGACUUUGUUCACAUGUAUUUGGUGUAUUUAUCAACAGCACGUACACAGUCAUAUUAGUUGCACGUUUUUAUAUCCACAUUAUUGAAAUAAAGAACAUUAUUGGCAAAAA
Patiria miniata (bat star) is the source of this 2316-nucleotide messenger RNA. Its product is annotated as SH3 domain-binding glutamic acid-rich-like protein 3. The coding region runs from base 109 to 384 and encodes 91 amino acids. The transcript has 3 exons. Gene Ontology annotation, cellular component: cytoplasm. The record is from RefSeq and is a predicted model, not a curated record. Lineage: Eukaryota; Metazoa; Echinodermata; Asteroidea; Valvatida; Asterinidae.